Colletotrichum truncatum is the source of this 735-nucleotide messenger RNA. RefSeq lists its product as uncharacterized. The record is from RefSeq and is a predicted model, not a curated record. NCBI's taxonomy places the organism in Eukaryota, Fungi, Ascomycota, Sordariomycetes, Glomerellales, Glomerellaceae.
AUGGCCAGCAUCGCACCUGGAAGAGUCUUUACUCCUGGUCUGGACUUCACUGCUCAGUCCUACAGCGACCUUGGCAAGAAGGCUGAAAAGGACGUCACUCGGGCGCACGAAAUCAUAAACGAGAAACUUCCAGUUCUAUCACAGCUCAAUGCCUUGAUUUCCUUGAGUUUUGGGGACCGCCCUCCUGUUUUCCUUGAUGCUCGUGGAUCUGAAGCUAAGCUAGCCGACUCGUCAACUGAUGAGCCUGACACUAAGCUUACCAUCAAGCCUGAGUACAUCUCACAAUUCUAUGAAGGCAAAUUGGAACCGCGUUAUGGCCUUUUCAAAGAUGCCUUCUUCCACGAGGCCUCAAUGCCCAAAGGCAACAUUCCUAUUGCAAUCAAAUUCGCCGACCUACUCACUCCCAACCCUCCGGUCCCGCCCAAGAAGGUCACGCCCGGCGCUUUUCCUCGUCUUCCUAGCCCCACAGAAGACAUCGAGCAGGUUAAGCGUGACAUAAAAGAGUUCGGCUAUGGCCUAGUCAAGAAUGCUCUCAAUCCUGAGCAAGUUGCCAUAAUGAAGAAAGCCACGCAAGAGCAGGCGGCUGGUGAGCGUCAGGCCGGUGUCUCUGCUGCCGACGGUGGACCUAAUGCUCCAAAUCAACGCAUUUGGACCUUGGUCAACAAAGGAGAGGAGUUCUUGGAUCUCCUGAAUCACCCUCUGAUUGACGAAAUCGUUCCCUGGUUCCUGGGAUAG